AUGGACGUUCUUAAGAUAACUUUCAGGACUCUGUAUGGUCACUAUGAGUUCCUUGUAAUACCCUUUGGUCUCACGAAUGGUCUGGUAGCCUUUAUGGACCUAAUGAAUCAGGAUAUUUUUGGAACAGUUUUCUUUGAUUGCAACUCCAAUGUCCAAGAAGUUGAGGAAAAGUGCACCUUUCAAGUAGACUGUAGAGCAGUAAGAGAGUUUGAAAAGCUUAAGUCCGUGUUGACUCAAGCACCUGUUCUAAUUCAGCCAGGGUUCGAGAAGGAUUAUGUAGUGUAUAGUGAUCCAUCUCAUAACAGUCUAGGCUGUGUUUUGAUUCAAGACGAUAAGGUUGCGGCCUACACCUCGGGACAGCUUAAGCCUCAAGAGCGUAACUAUCAUUUGAAAGUGAAAGAGAUGGACAUUCCUAAGAUAGCUUUCAGGACUCGGUAUGGUCUCUACGAGUUCCUUGUGAUGCCCUUGGAUAUUUUUGGAACAGUUUUCUUUGAUUGCAACUCCAAUGUCCAAGAAGUUGAGGAAAAGUGCACCUUUCAAGUAGACUAUAGAGCAGCAAGAGAGUUUGAAAAGCUUAAUUCUGUGUUGACUCAAGCACCUGUUCUUAUUAAGCUAGGGUCCGAGAAGGAUUAUGUUGUGUAUAGUGAUCCAUCUCAUAACGGUCUAGGUUGUGUUUUGAUUCAAGACGGUAAGGUUGCGGCCUACAUCUCGGGACAGCUUAAGCCUCAAGAGCGUAACUAUAGUUUGAAAGUGAAAGAGAUGGACAUUCCUAAGAUAGCUUUUAGGACUUGGUAUGGUCACUACGAGUUUCUUGUGAUGCCCUUUGGUCUUACGAAUGCUCCGGUGGGCUUUAUGGACCUAAUGAAUCUGGUAUUUCAGCCAUACCUUGAUCAAUUUGUUGUGGUCUUCAUUAGCAACAUCUUAAUGUAUUCCAUGUCUAGAGAAGAACAUGAUGAACAUAUGAGAGUGGUUUUGAAGAUUCUCUGA
Molecule: messenger RNA, 987 nt
Organism: Gossypium arboreum
Lineage: Eukaryota; Viridiplantae; Streptophyta; Magnoliopsida; Malvales; Malvaceae
Exons: 3
Coding region: 1-987 (328 amino acids)
Source: RefSeq, a predicted model, not a curated record